This is a messenger RNA of Haliotis rubra (blacklip abalone), 1852 nucleotides long. RefSeq names its product xaa-Pro dipeptidase-like. The transcript has 16 exons. Bases 62 to 1579 code for a protein of 505 amino acids. The record is from RefSeq and is a predicted model, not a curated record. NCBI's taxonomy places the organism in Eukaryota, Metazoa, Mollusca, Gastropoda, Lepetellida, Haliotidae. Gene Ontology annotation, molecular function: manganese ion binding; metalloaminopeptidase activity.
UGCCACCACAACGCUGUGCGGAGCUGGGAGCGGCGCGUGAUAAAAACAUACACCUACCGAGAUGGCAUCAGCAAGAACAGAGCCUACAUUCUGCCGGGGGACUCACACCCUGUCAGUUCCAAUGGAACUGUUCAGGGAAAACUGUCGGCGCCUGAGUGAACAGCUGACAGAAAAGCUGAAACAGAACAAGGACGUCACUGACCGUGCUGACGGUGCCUACGUCCUGCUUCAAGGUGGAGAGUCGACCACUAGAUACUGCUCUGACAAUGAACCCAUCUUCAGACAGGAGUCUUACUUCCACUGGGCGUUUGGCGUGGAGGAACCAGAUUUCUAUGGGGCUGUGGAGGUGUCAACUGGAAGGACCAUUCUCUUUGCUCCCCAACUCCCAGCCUCUUAUGGUGUCUGGAUGGGCAAAUUGCUCACAUGUGAAGAUUUCCGUGUGCGUUACGGUGUAGAUGAGGUCCAUUUUGUACCAGAUAUUGCCAAGGUGCUGAAGGAAAAGAAUCCCUCUGUAAUAUUAACUCUGCACGGACUGAAUACUGACAGCGGCAAAUACAGUCAAGAGGCAGCAUUUGACGGAAUAGGAGAAUUCAAAGUGGACAAUAAGCUUCUUCAUCCAGUCAUCACAGAAUGCCGAGUGUUCAAGACUGACCUUGAACUUAAUGUUCUGAGAUACGUGAACAGAAUCAGCAGCGAGGGACACAAGGAGAUCAUGAAAGGCAUGCGGCCUGGACUGUAUGAAUAUCAGGCAGAAAGUGUGUUCUGUCACUAUGUUCAUUUCAACGGUGGACUCAGGAAUAUGUCCUAUACCUGUAUCUGUGGAAGUGGUGACAAUGGAUCAAUUCUCCAUUACGGCCAUGCUGGAGCCCCCAACAGCAAGUUGAUCAACAACGGUGACAUGUGCUUGUUCGACAUGGGCGGGGAGUACUACUGCUACACAUCAGACAUCACCUGCUCCUUCCCAGCUAACGGCAAGUUCACCCAGAAACAGGCCGGAGUCUACAACGCCGUGUACAAGGCCAGUCGGGCAGUCAUCGAUGCCAUCAAACCAGGUGUGAACUACGCGGACAUGCACAAGCUGGCGGAGAGGGCGAUGUUGUCGGCUCUGAAGGAGUUGGGGUUGUUGCAGGGGGAGGUGGAAGACAUGAUGGCUGUCAGGCUUGGUGCUGUCUUCAUGCCACACGGCCUCGGCCACUUCAUGGGUAUUGACACUCACGAUGUUGGAGGAUAUCCUGAGGGAACUAAGCGAAUAGACGAGCCAGGACUGCGAUCGCUCCGAACAGUCCGUAACCUGGAACACAGAAUGGUACUGACAGUGGAACCAGGGUGCUACUUCAUAGAUCAGCUGCUUGAUGAAGCCCUUGCCAAUACCGACCAGGCCAAAUUCCUGAAUCGGGGACAGAUUGACGAUCACAGAGGUUUUGGAGGGGUGCGUAUUGAAGAUGAUGUUGCUGUCACAGAAGAUGGUGUAGAAGUACUUACCUGUGUACCGAGAACAGUGGAGGAAAUUGAGGCCUUGAUGGAGCAGGGGAGACAACUCCCCCAGCGGCCCCUGCCUCAGGAAACAAAGGGAAACUGAACAGCCUUGCCAUUGUGCCUUCUAUAGCCAUUGUGAUACAACAAUAUGAUAUUCCACUCUUUCAUGAUUUAUAUCUCACUGUGAUCUUCAUUCUGUAGAAAUUAGUAAUCAUGCACAUUUCAUCUCAUUACAGUACUAGUUCACGACUAAUUUCCCUCAUUCAUAACUACUCGUGUCAUUCCAGCAAGCCAGAUGGCGUCUUGUACCCCUCUCGUGGCCAUGUUUACGACUGGGCCCUGUCUAAGCGGGCAUGGAGUCUAGUACUAUUACCAA